GAGAGGAGUCUCGUGGACGAGGUUUGGGCGCCGCACACGCACGCAGAGUUUCGGGGGGCCAGUUUUCCGUGGAAAAUCGACGCCUUUUUUGUGUGGUCCACGCGAGAACUAGGUCAGGUCACGGAGGUUCCCGGAACGCGCGCGGUUCCGGAAGUUGGUCGCGGUUUGUCGGUGGUUCGGAACGGAUUCGUCCGGGAUUCAGGUGGUUCUUGGUCUCGAAAGGGUCUCCCCUCUGGUGUCCUCCUUCGGUAGAGUUUUCCUUUGCCUGCUAGUGUGUCAGCUUGUCAGCUUUUCGUGCUCUCUCACGCGUUCUCAUGGGUUGGUGAGGAGUGAGGAGCGGGAGCGGGAGCAGCAGGUGAGACGUGAGGAGUUGGCUCUUGCAAGUGGUGGUGAAUGCCAUGGCCUGCUUUUCUUGAAUGGGGAGAAAAUUUCUCGCAUACCGUGGCCCGUGACUGACGUGAGGUUCCUUUUCGGUAGCUGGAAAAUUACCAUCGAAGAAGGCUGUACGGUACGGUUAGUUUACAGCAGUGCUUGUAAAUUUCGCGUUAAGUAGGCGUGUAGUGUGCUAAAGAGUGUGUAGUGUUCAAAGAAGCGUUAUGCAUCGCUAGCGCAGCCUCACAAAAGUCAUCGCCAGUGUUCUGUUUUUGUUCCCGUUGCCCUCGGGUGUAUUUUUUCCUGCUCCCCAACGAUGGACGGGAUUGCCAGCGCACAGGUUGAAGGAAAAUGAGUGCGAGAUGAAGAAAACAAGUGAAUAUUUACAGUGAAAGUGAUGUAUUCGAAGGUAACCAACGCAAUGUAGAGUGCAGGAAAAGAGUGUUCCAGAAGAAGAAAUCAAGGAAAAGGGGAUACACAAAAUAGCAAUUUUCAGCAAAAUUUUCGUCCAACUCGGAAGUAGCAGCCGUCACUACACAAUCACUCAGGCAGAGAUUGUGUCGAGUGCCAUCGCAGUAGUCCUUGCCGAUCACCGUCAUCACCGUCACGCAGCCGUCAGUAGCCACCGCGCCGAGAAGGCGAAAAAGGAAGAAACCGUCAUCGACGCAAUCAUCGCCAAUCAUCGCACCUGGAGACCCUCUUAUCAGAGCGAGAGAUAGCGAGAGCGAGAGCAAACAACAACAACAACAAAGUAACACCACAAACAGAGAAGGAACGAGCGAGAGAGGCAAUCGUUCGAAACAGAGAGAAAGAGAAUACCGAUCCCCAGCCCCCGCGCGAGCCCAGCAAACGUCAGUAAUAAUUAUCAACGAGAAGAAGUUCAAGGAGCAACGGAAACAGCGACACGCAACAAAAACACCCGCUAAACAAAACGUCAAGCGGAACAGCGGGUCCUCUGGCGACGGAGGGCAACGCGAGAGGGAGAGAGGUCAGCCGAAAAUAACCCCCACGAGAAGGUCGUGCUUUUAAAAAAAUACUAACUAAACAGGAUCUGGAAGGAAGCAAGGCAAUAUUAAAAAGCGAUUUACUAUGGCUGGUGGCAUUGGCAUGAACUUGUAACGGCAAUAAUAACAGGAAACGGCACUACAGUAGCAAACCAGCCCUCACCAGGAGUGAAUCAACCGGCCAACUCAACUCAGCUGUGCUACAAGUGUCGCAAAAUAAUUAAAAAAGAAAGAGCGCAAACGUCCACCUCCGACGGACUUGCGGGCGAUGGCGUUUGCGGUUACGAGGGCGACGACCGGUGUCAGCAGCAGCAGCACUUCCUGCGCCCUGCGUGAUUCGCCAGCGAUACAGUCGUAGAGCCGUAGAAGUUGUUUUGGAAGCGCGAAACAACUUCUAUCGCUACCUUUCACGUUGGAAUGUCCUGCAGCGUCGACGGGCUGCCGGCGGGGUGUCGACUCCGUGGCAUGGGCUCGACCGUUCAGAGUGGUCCACUUAAUUCGUCUUUGAGUGGAGCACCGGAUACAGCAUCCAAUGUUGUGCCACUACAACGACCACCUUCGCAGAAGCCGUGCUGCUUUUGCUGGUGCUGCUGCUGCUCCUGCUCGUGGGCUAAAUGCUUGGCCAUAAAAAAUGCAGAAGACAACGGGCCUACGAAAAAAGACCCAGCUAGUUCCGAUACGCUUUUCGAUGGCGAACAACCAACGCUGGAGGAGAUCCGCAGCUGGGGCAAAAGCUUCGACAAACUGAUGCGGAGUCCGAGCGGGCGGAAGGCGUUCCGGGAGUUUCUGCGCUGCGAGUACAGCGAGGAAAACAUCCUCUUCUGGCUGGCCUGCGAGGAGCUCAAGAAGGAAACCAACCCCGAGGCGAUAGAGGAGAAGGCUAGGUUUAUCUACGAAGAUUAUAUAUCGAUUUUAUCACCCAAAGAGGUGUCGUUAGACUCCCGAGUGCGGGAAAUAGUUAAUAGGAAUAUGGUGGAACCCACGCCGCACACAUUUGACGAAGCUCAACUACAAAUUUAUACACUAAUGCAUAGAGAUUCGUACCCGAGAUUUAUAAACUCAUCACAAUUCAAAACCCUGGCACAAAUCCCGGACGGGGUGUCGGCGUCCAGCUCGACGGCGGAAAGUCCUAGCAACUAGGAGGAGGAGGAGCAGGAGCAGGAGAAGGAGUAAGAGCAAGCUAACAACGCGUUAAAGUAAUAUGUUUAAAGUUAAAAUUAUCAAAUGGCGUGACGACGACGACGACGAAAAGUGAGGAAAUAUACAUAUUAUAAGCAUUAAUCGAAGUUUUAAACAAUAAGAAAUGGGUGGGGGAAAAAGUGGCCGGUGGAACGAGGGGAAGAAGCGGGGGGUAAGUGGGGGUGAUGGAAACCACUAUGAUUAGUUAAUAAAUUGAUUGAGCGGGGCUCGUUCCAUUUAAGAUUUUGGUUAGGUUUUUUCUGUUUUAUUUUGAAUUUGUUAUUAUUUAUUGAUUUUUGAUGUUAUGAUAUUUCAAACUAAUUUUUAAAGUUAAACGUUGAAGAAGUUUGAGUUGAUUUUUUAUAAAUUUUAUAAAGUUUUCAGAUAAUAUAAUUUUUACUGUUCGUUGAAAAAAUAAACCAUAUAAAUAAGAACGAGCCUUGUUCGUAAUAGAGCAACCCAUUAGAAAGAACAACAAAAAAAGGCAAAUAAAGUAAAAUUUUAUAUAAAUAUUAUACAACAAAAAAGAAACAUAACGAAAUGGAUCGAACUAGUGUUUACUACCCCCGAGUCGGGAGAUCUAGUCGGGAGAGGGUAAUUCAACAGCUAGGGCUAAACAUACACAAAAACACACACAAAAAACACGUAAAUUCACAAACACACACUGAUAAUUUUUAGCGUUACUGUAAAUUAUAGAUGGACGUUAUUAUGAAAAAAAAAUGAAACAGCAAGUAAAUAAACAGAAAUGAAAUAACCCCAGAGAAGAAGAAGAAAACAUAAAAACAUGCUCUAAAACGAUGUAAUCAAUAGCCAAAAAAGAACAAAGAAAAACAAAUAUAUAUCUAUAUACACAACACAUACAACAAGAAAGAGAAAAAAAGUCGAGUUAAAAGAGAGCCAGGUUUUAGUUGAGGAAUAGUAGUGAAAAAAGUUUAAAAACAAGACAAACGACAAUGAAGUAAACGUAACUAGAAGAAGAAAAAGAUCCCGUCGUCAGAAGAAAACAACAACUUUUAUCCGUUACCUUUAUUAAUUGUUCGAUUCUGUUGUUCUCUAACUAAACGUUAUUUGGAUUCAGAUUUUAAAAAACAAACACUCUCACAAAUCACUCAAAAAACCACCAACCAAUCAAUCAAAACCCGAAAUACACACAUCUCAAUCAAAGGAGCCACCCUAACACAAAAGAAGAGAUCACCCAAACCCACUCCUCCCAGAGCAAUGAAAGCAUUAUUUUUUGCGCAAACAAACGUAAAAACAGAAAAAAAAAAGUUAUUUAAAAACCAGCUAAGUGUUACUAAAGAAAUAGAAGAAGCCCCUUUUACACAAACACACAAUUUAUGUGAAAAAAACGAGCAAGCACAAAGUUUAGUGUAAGAGACCAAAGUUUAUCUAUAUAUUCUAUAUCUAGCGCUCCUAAGUCAACCAAUCCCCAGAAUAAGAACGAAAUGCUUUAAUCCAAAACGUUCUGUGGUCGGUUCGAAACAUUCAAGUAUUACAAAACCAAAAAAAGUAACGCGACAUUUCUAGCAGCCUAAAAUGACCACGCCGUACUAUGUAUAUUUACUGUUUAUAUUUAAUAUUUUAAAAAAGAUCGCAUAACUUGUUGACUUUUUGUUUCGACUAGUCUCAAAUCAAAGAUGUGAUCGAGCUCCCUUUUUUGUGUUUGUCCACCCGCCACAAAUCGCUCUGUCUCUUUCUAUAUAUUUAUAAAUAUAAUGAAGUUUUUUAGUAUCUCUAUUGAUUAGCUCAAUUUUUGUUACAUUUUUUACGAUGGCCUAUUCGAUUUUAUUAGAGAAAAAUUAAACAGAGCAAGAAAAAAAAAGAAAGUAAACAAAGGCAUUAAUUGCACUGUUAGUAAAAACAUAAACAUAAACAAAUAAACUUAAGUAAGUAAAUAAAAAAAAAAUGAGGCAUUCUAGUCAAGAAAAAUCGAAGCAAAAAAAAAGGAAUCCUUAGAAUAAACGAUUUAGCUGACACAACCCACACACACAUCCUCACACACACAAACAAUAUCUAACACACACACACUCACCCACGUGAUGGCGUUGCUUCUCGAGAGAGGGAGAGGAACGUGAAUAUUUUUAUUUUGUUUUUCAAACAAUAGUCACUGAUGAACCAGCCUAGUUGAGUGUGUUGACCACUAAUCCUCAUUAGCAUCCGAAGUGUUAGUAGAGAAGCGUGUGGUAUAGUGGAGGAGGGAUUCCAAGUGGGGUGUAGUGGACUUUUUGCGGUGGAAUUUAAAUGUUUUUUGAUUGAAGUUAGAAUCACAAGUUUCGAAAAUAAAAAAAAGUAUUUUGAUUUUGUUCAAAAUAAAACGCAAUCAACCAAACUUAAUGCAAAAGACUCGAUCAUCUGAGACCAGGAUAUCCGUAGCUUCGACUGUACGAAUUUUGAUUAUCCAAAGUUUCGUUUAUCCGAAGUCUCGAUUAUUCGACUCUUCGACUUUCCAUUAUUUCGAUUAUUCGACGUCUUUAUUAUCCAAAAUUUGAUAAUCCGAACCUCACUUUCCCUAAAUUUCUACUAUCCUCAAUGCCGAUUAUCUAAACCUUUUUUAUCUAAAGUUAUUAAAUUUAUAUUAUCCGAAGUAUCGACUAUCCAAAGCUUCGAAUAUCCUGAGUUUUAAUUAUUCAAAGCCUUGAUUAUCCGAAAUUUCGAUUAUCCGAAGCCUCGAUUAUCUAAAAUUUGGACUAUCCAAAGUUUCCAAAGAUUCAUAAAAACUUCGAAUGUCUGAAGUUUCAAUUUUCAAUGGCCUCGACUAUCCGAUGUUAAACCAAUCCAAAGCUUAGAUUAUCCAAAGCCUCGAUUGUCGAAAAUUUCAAUUAACUGAAGCUUCGAUUCAUCAAAAUUUCGAUUAUCCGAUGUUUCAAAUAUCCUAAGCCUCGAUUAUCCACAGUUUCACCUUUCCGAAGUUUCGAUUUUCCGAAGCUUCGAUUAUCUACAAUUUCUAUUAUCCGAAGUUUCGAUUAACCGAAGCGUCGAAUAUUUAAAAUUCGAUUAUCUGAAGCAUCGAUUAUCUGAAAUUUGGAUCACACAAAGUUUCAACUAUUCAAAGGCUCGAUAAUCCUAAGUUUAGAUUAUUCAAUUAUCCAAAAUUUCGAUUAUCCCAAGCCUCGAUUAACCAAAAUUUCGAUUGUCCGAAGAUUCGAUUAUCCCAAGCAUCGAUGUUUCAACUUUCCGAAGUUUCGAUUAUCCGAAGCUUUGAUUAUCUUAAGUUUCGAUUAUCUGAAGCAUUGAAUCAUCGAAAUUUCGAUUAUCCGAAGUUUCGAUUAUCCAAAGCCUUGAUUAUGCGAAUGUCUGAAGUUUGUUUAUUUCUCAACAGGCACUUACUGCCCAAAUGAACUUAAAACUAAGACUAAAACUAAAACAUUCGUCUUAACAGUGAUAAAAACUUGGAAUGUUUUAACUAUCCGAAGUUUCGAUAAUCAACAAUUUCUAUUAUCCGAAGUUUCAACUAUCCAAAGCCUCGAUUAUCCAAAGUCUCAUCAUUAUCUGAUGUUUUGAUUGUUGAAAGUUUCGAUCAUCCCAAGCAUCGAUUAUCCGAAGUCUCUAUUAGCCAAAGCCUGGAUUAUCCAAAGUCUCUAUUAUCUGAAGUUUUGAUUGUUCGAAGUUUCUAUUAUCCGAAAUAACGAUCAUCCGAAGCUUUGAUUAUCCAAAGCCUCGAUUAUCCAUAGUAUCUGUUAUCCGAAGUUUUGAUUGUUCGAAGUUUCGAUUUUCCGAAGUUUCGAUCAUCCGAAGCACCGAUUAACCGAAGUCUCGAUUAUUCAAAGCCUCGAUUAUUCCAAGCCUCGAUUAUCCAUUGUCUCUAUUAUCCAUUGUCUCUAUUAUCCGAAGUUUUGAUUGUUCGAUCAUCCGAAGCUUUGAUUAUCCGAUGUUUUGAUUGUCGAAAGUUUCGAUCACCCGAAGCAUCAAUUAUACGAAGUCUUGAUUAUCCAAAGUCUCAAUUAUCCAUUUUCUCUAUUCGAAUUCUUCGAAGUUUCGAUUAUCUGAAGCCUAGAUUUCAAAGUUUAGACUAUCCUAAGUUUUUGUUUUUCAAAAUUUCAAUUGUUCUAGGCCGAUUUUCCAAUGUGUGAAUUAUCCGGAGAUUGAAUUAUCCGAAGCCACUAUUAUACGAAAUUACUUGUUUCUAAAGGACUCUAAAAUAAACGUUUUCGGUCAAUAUAUAUAAAUAAAAAAUGAGGUUCAUUUGUCUAUUAAAACCAUGUUUGAUUGAAAUGUUGACAACUCUCACUGAAAACAUGUUCUGAAAUAUUCAAAUCAAAAGAAUAAUCAGAAAUUUUUAAAUUUAUUUUAAAUUUUUAAAUUUAUAAUUUUUUUCGAAGCUGGUAUAAUAUGAAAAUUUCAUCGCUAAAAUGGUCCAUUCGCUUAACUUGAACUACCCCUUCCAAGGAUAGUAAAUAGUCUAAAAUACACAAUAGAAACAAAGCAGAAAAAAUCACCCUCCCGCAAAUAGUAAUUGUUGUCGUCUUUAGCGAAAUCAUGUGUACAUUUCUAGGCAGAAAGUUUCCCGCGCAACAACAGUAAGGACACAAUGAAAGAUUAAAAAAGUAAAUAAUUUUACAAACAAGAAGGAGAAUAAAAGCGAGCAAAGAAUUCAUUGUACGGCCCAACUACUACUAGGAUAGAUUAGACGGAAAAUCAAAUUAAAAAAAAAAGAAAAUCCUUCUAAGUUAAGGCCACACACCGAGAAAAAGAGGGCGAGUCGAGUCGAGCAGCUUUCGUGCAAGUGUUCUUUAAUUCUUUGUUAACUUUCCACUACCAACAGGCUUUUGGGUUCCAAACACAUGAAUGUCGAUCAGGUUUAAUCAGCAAUAACAACAGCAACACGUAACAACAACAACCGAUUAACACACAACCACACACUUUUGCAUUUAACUAGCACUUAAGCCACUUUAAAGAGAAAAAAAAAUCAAUGGAAAGCUGCUCGACAUUUCGCUCCAACACGCAAUAAAAACAAACAAAAAAAGAAACAAGUUUAAAGUUUAAGAAAAAAGUAAACAAGAGAACAAGAAUAGUCCAACAUAUACAUAAAUUUGUGUGUAAAAUUUUCCGUUUCCAAUUAUUUACACAGUUUCAUCGCUUUUUGGUUCAGGUGAAAAAUGAUGUUUAACAGAAGAGAGAUAAAAUAAAUGGGGGAAAAAACUGUCGUCAAAUGAAAGGUAAGAUGAGAAACUUUUAUAAUAUAAAUAAGAAACGAUGAAAAUAACAGCAAACAAACAACCCCCGUAAAGUUAAAGAAACAAGAUCUAUAUUCAAGCAGAAAAAAAAACUUUUAUAUGGUUAUAAAGUUUUACACAAAACAUGUAAGUUUAAACAAAAGAAAACACGGAGAGCGAUAAUUAGCAAGAUCACUCGCAUAAAGCGCUAAACGCGAUCGAUUAAGUUGUCCUGUCCUGUUCAAAGCCCUACCCCUAAAAUUGGUUAUUUGUUCAGUAACUUCUCUGCAACCGUUGUGCAACACUGUGUUGCACAAGCGUAGUUUAAGGUCGUCGAGUAGUUUCAAGCAAACUUGUUUCGAAGUUCAAUCGGUCAAACGUGAGCAGAAAAUUCACGAGAAAAAAGAUACUAAUUUUCUUACUUGCAACACUUUUAUAUAGUAUUUAUUCAAGGAUGAACAGAUAACUACAUUAACAAUUAACUGAGAUAAGAUGAAAAUAAUAAAGAAAAAAAUAUCGCAAACAAAACUUGUUGUUUAUACUUCGAUUUCAUAUAAAAUAAAAAGAAAACAAAACAAACAAAGUAAUGUAAAACCAAAAAGGUAAAAUAAAUAUAUAAAUAUGCACCAAAAACAGAACAGGAUUAACGCUAACCUAAACAAAAAACGAAAAAAAACAUACACACUCACAAAUACACAGAAACACAAAACAUACACACGCGUUUUACACCGGCCGAUUGCGACGAAGGGUGGACGACAACCUUACUUAAAAAAAGAAAGCAUUCAAAAAUAAACAAAACACUAAAGAAGCAUUAAACAUACCAACCCCGAGAGAAAAACAAAACAAACUGCAUAUUAGAAAUGUACCGAUUUUAAUUGUAAUGAAAAGCAAAGAGGAAAGAGGUAUGACAUAUAGCGAAAGAAAAAAAAAAUCUAAAAAAAUCAAUCAAUCGUUUUUAAGUUGAGUUCUAAUGAAAAAAAAAAUCAAAUCAACACAAAACAUAAAAACACACACACGCAA
Messenger RNA from Culex pipiens pallens (northern house mosquito), 8728 nucleotides. It is a transcript of the gene Dhit, whose product is annotated as regulator of G-protein signaling 17. The transcript is spliced from 8 exons. The coding region runs from base 1794 to 2516 and encodes 240 amino acids. The record is from RefSeq and is a predicted model, not a curated record. NCBI's taxonomy places the organism in Eukaryota, Metazoa, Arthropoda, Insecta, Diptera, Culicidae.